This is a messenger RNA of Myxocyprinus asiaticus (Chinese sucker), 5479 nucleotides long. RefSeq names its product transcription factor E2-alpha-like. NCBI's taxonomy places the organism in Eukaryota, Metazoa, Chordata, Actinopteri, Cypriniformes, Catostomidae. The coding region runs from base 547 to 2517 and encodes 656 amino acids. Gene Ontology annotation, molecular function: DNA-binding transcription factor activity, RNA polymerase II-specific; RNA polymerase II cis-regulatory region sequence-specific DNA binding; protein dimerization activity. The record is from RefSeq and is a predicted model, not a curated record. Gene Ontology annotation, biological process: regulation of transcription by RNA polymerase II. Gene Ontology annotation, cellular component: transcription regulator complex. The transcript has 21 exons.
UCUACCAUUAACCUCCGCCGGAAAUUAUAGUCCCUACACUAAAUUCUUGUUUUAAUACCUAUUAUAUCUAGACUGACAAACGAUUAACAACCAAUGUGCGCUUCCUGAUUCAGUCGUCCAUUUUCAUUCGUAGACGUUGACGAACAAACACUUGACUCCCCUGGGCACAUGAAACUGGACACCCGAGCAUUUGAGGCCCCUCUUUCCAUGCGGAGGAAUACAUUGUUGCUGCUCACAAUGUGGAUGGAGGUGGUCAAGAUGUCUACUAGAAGAAUGAAUUCACCUCAAUUGUAACAACAUAAAGGAAGUCGUGGCGCGAGGUUGUUUGAAUACAGACCUGCAACAUUGUAUUUGUGACGUCGGUGUUUUGAAGAAGGAUGUCAAAGCAGGAAUAAGCCACAUUGUUGCGCCUAUUCAACGCUUUUAAUGUGCCGUGCUUCAGAUUCUUUCAAGUUUUAUGGUUUUUCCCUACGAGGCUCAACCUUUCUUUUUUACUACUGGAUGAAGACAUCUAAUAAGUAGAGGGUGCUUUAAAGACAGAGGGGUAUGACCGAGCCACACCAGAGAAUGACUACAGUGGGAACAGAUAAGGAACUCAGCGACCUGUUGGAUUUUAGUGCGAUGUUUGCGCCCCCUGUGGCCAAUGGGAAAAAUAGGCCAACUACACUUGCAAGCAGUCAGUUUGGUGGUGGUUCAGGAAUGGAUGAACGUAGCAGUCCAUGGAAUGCUGGAGAUCAAAACAGUCCCUCCUUCAACCAGGUACGGAACUAUGUUGAGGGCGCUCACUACAACGAACAUGAUGGACUCUCUUCCCCAUUCAUUGGCACAGGGAUUAGUGGUAAGAAUGAAAGGUGUCCAUACUCUUCCUUUGGAGGCCAGCCUGGGUUCCUGCCUUCAGACAUCGCCAUGCCCUCUGCAGAUGCCAUGUCCCCAUCCGGCCUAAAAUCCGGCUCCCAGUUCUAUCCGUCUUACCCCAACAACCCUCGGAGACGCACCUCAGAUGGAGGCAUGGACCCCCAACCAAAAAAGAUCCGAAAGCCACCAGGUCUGCCAUCUUCUGUUUACGCUGCCACCUCGGGUGAUGACUUUAUCCGUGACAGUGCUGCCUACCCAGGCUCAAAACCUGGCUCUGUGUAUCCAGGAUCUUUUUACAUGCAAGAAGGCCUACACUCCUCUUCCGACCCCUGGGCCCCCACCGGAUCUUUAGGUCAGUCAGGCUACACUGCCAUGCUGGGCAAUUCACCACACAUCAGUCAACCAGGCUCCUUUUCUGCCAUCAACCCACAAGACAGGAUGAACUAUCCUCUGCGUGGAGCGGACGUCAAUGGUUUCCAUUCGGGCUCCGCAGCCUACAGUCACUCAUCACCUAUGAAUGGAUCAGAUAGCCUUAUGGCCAGUAGAGGCUCGGUCGCAGGCAGCUCAGGUGAUGAGAUCGGAAAAGCUCUUGCUUCGAUCUACCCUUCAGACCAUAACAGCAACAAUUUCCCCUCCACUCCUUCCACUCCUGUGGGCUCCCCUCAGGCCAUUGCAACAGGUGCAGCUCAGUGGCAAAGGGGCUCAGGCCAGACUGCUCUGUCUCCUAACUAUGAGGGUGGACUACAUGCACUGCAGAACAAAAUGGAAGACAGACUGGAGGAGGCUAUCCGUGUCCUGCGCAGUCAUGCGGUGGGUCAACCACCGGGUAUUCCCGGAGCCCAAGGCGACAUGCACAGCCUUCUGAGUGCCGUCUCGACAUCCAGUGCAGCCAUAGGGGGUCUCUCUCAGGCCUACUCCAACCCUGGACUGCCCCUUAGCAACAGACACCCUGCCAUGCAGGCUGGAAGCCACCAUGAGGACCAUGCAUGCCUUCCUCCAAGCAGCACCCUGUUACAGUCAGCUCAUGCUUCAGGCACCCCACAGCCUGGAGGAGCACCAGAAGACUUCAACACUUCAGGUUUGCCUGGAGGCCUGGCUCUCGCCACACAUUCGUCGAACAAGUCUGACAUUAAGAGGGAAGACAAGGAAGAUGAGGAGAACUCCUCCGUGGCCGAUAAAUCUGAGGAAGAGAAGAAAGAAAGCAAACCAUCUCGCACCAGACCAAGAAAGGAGAUGUUUACCCAUCAACCCCUUUCAAGUUUAUCAGACCAGGGAGAAGAUCAAGACAAUGAAGAUGAUGAGGACUUGCCACCUGAGGUGAAGGUUGAGCGGGAGAAGGAGCGGCGAGUGGCUAAUAACGCACGAGAGCGACUGCGAGUGCGCGACAUUAACGAGGCCUUCAAAGAGCUGGGUCGCAUGUGCCAGCUCCACCUGAGCAACGACAAACCCCAGACCAAACUGCUCAUCCUUCACCAGGCCGUCAAUGUCAUACUAAACCUGGAGCAACAAGUCCGAGAACGCAACCUGAACCCCAAAGCAGCAUGUUUGAAGCGACGUGAGGAAGAAAAAGUGUCCGGGGUGGUUGGAGACACUCAGAUGCAGCUGUCCGGACCUCAUCCGGGCCUGGGAGGAGAUGGACGAAACUCAGUCAGCCACAUGUGAUGAUGUGAUCUAGUGACAUUUCUUGGGCUCUUGGAAGAAGUGACCUUCAAUUUCAUCCAACGUUCUCAUCCUCUCUGUGUGCAUAUAGUGACUCGGAAAGCAUAUCAUCCAUGAAAUAGGUGCACUCUCCAAACUGUUGGACACACAAACCUACCGCCAAAACUGACACAGCAGAUUUUCCGUGAUCACUCCAGACCACAAUUACCAGCACAAAUGUGAAGAACUCUGUCAGUUUUUUGUAUUUUUCUGCUUCCCUAAAAUGAUGGGUCAUAGAAAUAGAUGCAUUCUGACCACAACUGACAUUUUUUCCACUGCAGAGAGAGUCUGUUUGAUUGAGACGAAUGUCCAGUUUAAUCAUGGAUUUGUGCCUAAUUGUUACGUUUUAUAUCAGAUGCAAACUGCUUAAUUGUGUGGAACAAAGUCGUUUGGGAGUUGCUUGUAUAUGAGCAGAUUUUUUUAAAGUGGUCUGUCAUUCCCAACUGAAAGGUACAGUCUUACGUGCGUUGUGUAACCAAACCCCAUGAGAAGUGGGGAAGAAACUGUGGUGCUUUUGAGGACUAUGUAUCCCAGCAUGCCUGUGCUCUGUGGGCCAGGGCUCUUCCAGAACGGGAGAAAAGCACAUGGGCUGUCACAGCUCUCCAGACUGUUUCAAAACGGGAGAUUUGUUUUGCAUCUCCAGCAUCACCCAUCAUCUGAUGUUACUCAGCUCUCACAAUGCCAUUGACUUCAGUUUAGGAUUGUUCAGCCAAUCAGAAGAAGAAAUAUGAACGGACAUUUUUGGAGCUGCCUGCCACAUCAUACAGGAGCGUCAGCUUCUGUUACCAUUAUAACAACAAUGCUUGGAUUCCGAAUGUUGUAUUUUUUAGGCCACAUCCACACUAAUCUGUUUUUAAGUUCCUAACAUCAUCGUUUUCCAAACUAUGUGGGUAUGUGUUUUCGAAAAACACUGUUUUCAGCAGAGAAAAAUGCUGUUUUGGUGUGAAUGGGAGGUGUAAACGUUGCAAAAUCAAUGUGUUUUCAAACAAAGGCCACGUCCACAUUUAUCCGUUUAAGUUCGAAAACGUCAUUCGUUUUCAAAGUAUGCGGUUAUGGAGAGUGUUUUCAGUGGAGGAAAACGUUCUAGUGUAGAUGGGAAGCGUAAACGUAGCGAAACGCUUUGAGGACGUGGCCUAAACCCCUCCACAAAAUUAAGUUGACCUUUCACUUUUCACCUUUUGUAAGCCAAUUUUUUUUUGUUUUUGUCAGGAUAUUUACAAUCAUCGCUCACUCGCAUUGAUGGCUCAUUGUCGUUGUUGCCAAAAGUCUGCAACCUUUACACAUGUCCACCUCACACAUUUGUAAUGGAUGUUAUUUCGAUUUGAUAAAAAUGUAAGAAUAUAUAUAAAUAUAUUUUUGUUAGUCUAUACAUUGUAGAUUACUUAAUAACAAAAACAUAUUAGUUUGAAGUGUAGAGUCUAUAGUGCAAGUGAACGCUCAGAGACAAGUAUGAUCGAUAUGUCCUGUACAUUUUCAGAAGACCCUGCAUAUAUUUUUGGAAACAUGAGGUAUGCCCCUAAAAAAACUCGAUACUUAAAAAUGAAAUGAUAGAGGUUUGAUUGGUGAUUAAGGGCGCUUUGAAGUGAGUAAUGCUUGAAGCUUAGUUUCCUGCUUUAAGGAAAAAGCUUGGAGUUCUUGGGCAAUGGUGUAGUGUGUCAGGCAACAUUUGCCAAUACAAUACAUUUCUGUCAAACCAACGCACAUAAUCCAACUUGUUUGAAUGUUAUAUUCAAAUGUAGAGCACUCGCUUAAAGUCUCUAUCAGACUGGCUUACUGUGAGUUUAGUUGAUCAUUCUUAUAGUCAUUUCAAUGUAUAUGUCUCAUACAGUCAGUGUGCAGCUUCACAGAUGUUUUUCGUUCACUGGAUGUCAUAUGUGCGUGAGAAGAUGUCCCAGAUGGUUUGAUAUGUAUGAUAAAAUUGGUGUUAAAACCUGUGCAAUUGUUAAAAUGUCCACAAUGGAUAUAAUUUCAAACAUUUCGCCGUCAUCCAGAGGAGGUUGUUCUAAAGCAUAAUGGAAGUGUAAUAGCAAUUCUUGAUAAAAAAAAAAUGUCAGACAUUUAUAUAUUGUGGCCUUCUUCUCAAGACUGUCAUUUUUGAGAGUGAUGCCUUGUCAGUGCCUAAACCUUUCUUCUUUUUUUGUUGUUGUUGUGAAGUUGACCAUUUGUUAUUAUUUGAAAAUGCAAAAAUGGCUCAUUUAUAAUUUUCUUUCUAUUAUAUUGUUUUUCUGGAAAUAUUGGCAUUUAGUUGGCAAUUUAGGCUGGUCUUGAUGUACAAGUCUUUCGUCCUCAUUACAGUGCUGUUUGUGCACCAUUUUGGCAGUUUUAGGAUCUAGUCACUUUUGGUAUGACUAGGUUUUGAGAUGCUAGUGUCUCUAGUCCUGGGAUAUUUGUUAAGCACACCAGAAAAUGGAUGGAUCUUCAUUGAUUCAUCAAAGGUAGGAGCCUGAACACUCUAGACCAAUGUUUCCCAAACUUGGUCCUGGAGUACCCUUAACACUGCACAUUUUGCUUGUCUCCCUUAUUUAACGCACUUGAUUCAAUGUUAGUAGAGGCUCCAUGAGUGGAAUUGGGUGUGUCAAACCCUGCUCCAGACUAUUGAAUUAUUGUCAUCACAUCCAGCUAAUACCAUCCGAUUUUGAAAAUAUGCAUUAGAUUUUCUGUACCCCCCCCCCCCAGUUUCUGAAGCAUUUUCUCUUGAAUGUACAACCGCGUGAAUCAUUUGAAUGAAAUAUUCAUCACGCACCUCAUCGAAGUCAAAUCGCUGCCAAUGAUUUCCAGCAUUAUUACGAUGUGUGUGAAUUUUAGAGAACCUGGUGUCUUGCAGAUGCAGUAGGGACAUGAACAAUACUGCUGUUUUGUCUUCAGAGUGCCUCCGAUUUUUGUCUUUUUAUAUAUAUAUAUAUAUAUAUAUAUAUAUAUAUAUAUA